Kalmanozyma brasiliensis GHG001 is the source of this 2124-nucleotide messenger RNA. RefSeq names its product Inhibitor of growth protein, N-terminal. Bases 1 to 2124 code for a protein of 707 amino acids. NCBI's taxonomy places the organism in Eukaryota, Fungi, Basidiomycota, Ustilaginomycetes, Ustilaginales. Gene Ontology annotation, biological process: regulation of DNA-templated transcription. The transcript has a single exon. Gene Ontology annotation, cellular component: nucleus. The record is from RefSeq and is a predicted model, not a curated record.
AUGCCGACGUCGGCGGCCGCAAUGCGCAGGUCAUCGCCGGCUUCUCCAUCAAGGCGGCAUAAGCGCAAAGUUUCCGAGCUCGGUGAUGCUGCUGGUCCGUCUUCGGCCGUAGGACGCAGCAGAACCACAUCCGGGAGCCCUUUCCAGUCCGAUUACGCCCCAUCCAGUGCCACGUCCUCUCCGAUCAAACGUCAGUCUAUAGCCUCGCCAUCACGUCGCAACAGUCGCCAGACGCGCACGUUCCAGAUAGCAGAAGAGUACGACCCAGAUCAAGACGCUCCAUAUGACGAAGAUCUCGACGCCGAUGGCGAGUUCGACGAAGAAUUCGUCGAAGAAGACGCCGCAGGGCCGAGCGGCAGCGGUGAUCUGGGGCCUCGCGACCAGGGUUCAGCGAACGAUACGCCUCAAGCAUCCACCGCGACAGCGACACCGGCGAGGCAGUCGGCGCGGCCAAAACGAAGCAAUGCACCAAAUGUCUCCUACUACGACUUACAGCCGUUACCAGGCGCUUCGGACGAGGAGCAAGAAGAGGUCGUCACACCGUCCAUGAGGCGACGAAAUAAGGCUAACAAGCUACCACCUACGUCAGACGUUGAAGCUGAACUGGCUGAUGUUGUCGAAGAGCCCGCAGCUGCCACGGCGAGAUCCAGCACUAAGGACAUCAACACACCAUCUGCUUCCAGACCUUCGGCAAAGGCUCCGCGGCAACCCACACAGACCGAGUCGAUCGAGGCAAAGAAGCGCAGCGUUGCCAGGUCUGAAGAGCCGGAACUGUCAGAGGAGGCCAAACAGCAGGCCAAAGCCGAGAAAGAGGCACAUGAUCUGCAGACUCGGUGGACCGAAGAGUACUUUGAGAUCGUGGAGCAGCUACCAUUGGAACUACAUCGCACCUUCGCGUUGAUGCGAGAGCUCGAGGGUCAGAUGCAGGCACGCACAGGUACAAUGGUCGCCAACAUGACCGCCUAUCGCGACGCAAGAACGGAGAUGCAGAAGCUCAUCGACAAUCCUCACAAACGCAUCAUCUCGCAGGACGGUCAAGAGGGGCGCAAAAGUGUGAGGGGAAGCAGCGAGGAUGAGGCCGAGAACCUGCUUGGCGGGUCGCAGGGCGAGCCAGUCGAUGGAGAGCGAGCGGUAAUCGAAGAAGACACGGACCCGGAAGCCGACGACGAUUUGGACGCGGCGACGCUUCUUGACAAGGACGCUCGACGCGAACUGCUGCGCUCUAUCUCGCUGGCAGCCAACGAGUCUGUCAAAGCGGCCGAAGAAAAGAUGGGCUUGGCAGCAACGGCCUACAACGGUAUCGAUCGGCACAUUCGUCGCCUCGAUGCAGACAUUUCGAAACUCGAAAGCAGCAUCCUGCUCGGCCUGCGGACCGGCACGGAGGAGUCCAGAGGCGCGAGAGAAGCGCUCGGCUUGCCUGUCGACGAUGAUGCGAUGGCUGAAGCAGCGGAAGGCGGCGAGACAGCAGGCACGGAGGUCAGGACAGAGGCCGAAACUGCAGCGCUGACCAAAGCGGCUGGCGCUGCCAACCGCAGAGGAUCGGCGAGUGAGAAGAGGAUCACGCGGACAGCGGCCAAGCCCGCCACAUCGCCCACAGCUACCGAACAACGAGCAACACGAUCUCGCUCUCGUUCCGCCUCUGCUUCUGCCACAGCUGCCGAACGAGCAUCUCCAACAGCCGCGCGCGCAACACGUCAAAAGACCUCCUCACCAGCCCCAGCACGAUCCAGUCGCAAACGCAAACCACAACCGCUCUCCCCCCAAAAAGGCGGUCGGCGAUCCGUCGUCACCACCACACCCACCGUCAUCUCGCCCACCACCCAACUUCCGCGCGACCUGGCCACGCUCAUGGGCCCGGACGUGUCCGACAUGCCCAUCGACCCGACCGAACCCACCUACUGCUACUGCGGCCAGGUGUCGUACGACGAGAUGGUGGCGUGCGACAACGACGAUUGCACCAUCGAGUGGUUCCACUACGCGUGUGUCGGGUUGACCAGGCAGCCCAAGAAGGAGUGGUUCUGUCGUUUUUGCGCGCCCAAAGGGUGGAAGGGGGAGGGUAUGGAGGUGCCAUCCAAUGCGAUACAUAAGCCGCCUGGAUGGAAGAAGGCCACCGCGACCAAGUGA